UGCACCGCAAGCUCUCUCCAACUCCUUGUCGAUGAAGGAUUCCGCAUCCUAUUAAAGCAGGUACCCUCUGACAGAAGCUUCGAGGAAACCGAACGAUGGCCCGUCGUCGGCGUCGAUGGCAGUUCAUAGAAAACCAGAGACAACGUUUGGCCACCUACAGGAAGAGGAGAGGAGGCCUCAGGAAGAAGGCCAGCCAGCUCUCCUCCCUCUGCGGCGUCCCCAUCGCCGUCAUCUCUUUCGGUCCCAACGGCCGGCUCGACACAUGGCCGGACGACCAAGGAGCCAUCCACGACCUCCUCCUCACCUAUCGAAGCUUCGACCCCGAGAAGCGGCGGAAGCACGACCUCGACCUACCGACCCUCCUCGAAGCCCAAGAAGGCAGCCAAAACCUCCUGUGGGAUCCUCGCCUCGACGCCAUGCCCACGGAGUCCCUUCGAAACCUCACCAACUCACUCGACUCCAAGGUGAAGGCUAUCGACGAGAGAAUCCAACAGCUGCUCGAGGAAAAUUCCAAGUGCAGCAACCAAGACAACAAUAAUUCCAGCAGAGAACAAGGUGUUAAUUCCAAGUGCAACGACCAGGAUAACAAUAACACCGGCAGUGAACAGCGUGAUGAUUCCAAGAGCAGCAACCAAGGUAAUAAUAACACCAGCAGUGGACGAGGUGAUGAUUCUAGGGGUAGCAACGAAGGUAAUAACAACACCAGCACUGAACAAAGCUUGCCUCCUUGCAGUAAUCCGGUGGUCUUUGAUCCCUUCCCUAUAAAUAAAAGGAACGCCUAUGCGGAACUCUUUCAUGGCCUGGAUGAGAGUGGAAGAUUUAUUUAUCCUCCUCAUACUUCAAUUGCCUUCGAUCUGUAUCCCAUAAAUUAUGAUGCUUCCAUGGGAGUUGCUACCAGUGCUUGGUUGCCGGAUUCUUUGUCUUCUUCUGUGCCAACCGACUUCAGUCAUGCUAUCAAUUCUUCUUCUCAGGCAUUCUCCUCCGUGCCAUCAUCACCCCUCAUGCCACCACCAUCCACCAGUAAUAACAGAGCCUUUGGCAAUGACCAUCCCUUCUGCCCACCAGAGAGCAGUUUUGGUGAUUUUUUCGAAAGCUGCGAGUUUCUGAUGGGAGGUGAUGAUAUAGUUGGGGCCAACACUUUCGGGGGUACUCUGACAAUAGAGGAGCCAUUGCCAUCAGCUUUCGGGGGUACUCUGACAAUAGAGGAGCCAUUGCCAUCAGCUUUCGGGCCUCCGGUGCAGUGA
This is a messenger RNA of Elaeis guineensis (African oil palm), 1244 nucleotides long. RefSeq lists its product as uncharacterized. Gene Ontology annotation, molecular function: protein dimerization activity; cis-regulatory region sequence-specific DNA binding; DNA-binding transcription factor activity, RNA polymerase II-specific. Gene Ontology annotation, biological process: positive regulation of transcription by RNA polymerase II. NCBI's taxonomy places the organism in Eukaryota, Viridiplantae, Streptophyta, Magnoliopsida, Arecales, Arecaceae. The record is from RefSeq and is a predicted model, not a curated record.